AAUAACAUGAUGUCCGUGGAAUCUGGUGCGAAUCUUGCCAACGAGCUUAUACGCUCCUUUCUGACUCUGGAAAAAAUAGAUGUCAACAUAUUCAGAGCUUCCCCUGUGAACCUCUGGAAGCCAACAGCAGGAAGAUUUGUAUUUGGAGGACAGGUUGUAGGUCAGGCCUUGGUUGCAGCAUCUAAAACUGUGAGCGAGGAUCACCAUGCUCACAGCCUGCAUUGUUACUUCCUCAGAGGAGGUAACCCUAAUCAACCUAUUCUAUACCAUGUGGACCGUACACGAGAUGGAAAUACAUACUCAUCACGCAACAUUAAGGCCACACAGGAAGGUGUGCCAAUCUUUACAAUGCAAGCCUCUUACAAAACGGAGGAAGUAGACGAGCUCCAGCACCAGUUUACCAUGCCAUCUGUCCCUGGACCUGAUGAACUCAAGGAUUCCGCAGACUUCCUUAGAUCUCAGCUUAAUGAGGACAUGCCUGACAAUCAAAGAUCUUUGAUUCUCAAGCUUCUGGAGGAGAAGAUUCAUGUGGAGAAACGUCCGGUUAACCCAGAAGUAUAUCAUCAUAAGGAACAGGGGGAGCCAAAGCGUUAUGUCUGGGUCCGAGCUAUCGGUGAAAUGGGAAGUGACGUGAAACUGCACCAGUGUGUAGCCGGAUUUAUCUCGGACCUGGCCCUCCUUGGGGCUGCUUUACAACCUGCCCCAAGAAAUUACAGACCCAGCUAUGUGACCUCUCUAGACCAUAGCAUGUGGUUCCACAACCCCUUCAAAGCCAAUGAGUGGAUGCUUUAUGAGGUAGAGAGUCCCCAGUGUGGGGCAGGCAAGGCUCUAUCCCUAGGGCGACUUUGGAAACAGGACGGUACCCUAGCAGUGUCAGUUGCCCAGGAGGGUGUUGUGCGGACCAUACAAACGGAGUCCAAACUAUAACAUUGUCAAUAAUAAAUUAUGUUUAAACAGGACUUAAGUGAAAGAUAAUGAUACCAUGGUAGAGUGCCAAAUUAAGGCUUUGACAUUAUUUUAGACAGAUUAGGUCUAUUUUGAUAAUGUCAGGCAAAUACACUCAUGUGAAGAUUCAGUUUUGAUUUGUGAAACACAGAUUGAUGCAAAGUUUAAACAUUUUGGCAUUGUUAGGGAGAUAGUGUUGAUGUUGAAAUAUUAACAGUUUUAUUAUAAUAGGAAGGGGUUCAAACUAGUGAACCUUAGGUCUCUAGCCAGACACUCUACCAAUCCCAGUAGUAAGGCAGCUUGUGAUCUCGUCUAUUACAUCAUAAGGUGAUGGAGUUCAUAUUGACAUAUAAGUCCUCACUGGUUUAUGAUUAAGAUUGAGUCCAUGUUGGCAUAUCAGCCUUGUUUUUUUUAGGAAGAUUUGGUGCAAUGUUUGUACCCUGAUACAGUGUGUUAUCAAUACAGUAUAAACUAUGUAUCUUCUGCAAAGAAGGACAAUUCUGUACCUUGUGAUAUUGAGGCAUCAGACAUUUUUAAAGACUCCAUAAUUGUUCUGUUUUACAAUUUUGUCAAGAGACGAUUGUUACAAAAUCAAUGUUUCUGAGGUUUUGGAGAAUGUAAUAUUGGUGCAUGAGCUUUCACUGUCGUUCACUUCUCCUGAGAGUUUUUUUAAUGUAUCUUUUUAGCUAUAAGCUUAUGCCUAUAUAAUAAGCCUACCUGUAUUUAUAAAUCUUCUCAGUAGAAUUGCCAAAAAAAAUACAGCAACUCCAAUCCUAUUAAAACAAGAGUGAAUGACUGGAAUUUAGAAAACUAUCAGUCACAGCAUUUUAAUAAAAACUUAUGGCUAAAAUUUAGAAAGCUUUCUACUGUACAGAAUUAUUACACACUUCAGUCUUUAAAGACAAAGAUAGACGGAAAUAAAUUGAGACAAAAUGUGGCGUAUGUGAGAGAAAUAGAUUGAAACGGACAGAGAGAGAGACUGAGAUCUCCAGUGUUUUCAGCAAAACAUUCAUUUUACUAGUCGCAUUAAAUUAUGAACUAUUUUCCUAGGCAAGUGAAUAAAAGAUUGGUUGAUAAAAACAAUGUAUUUAUAAAUGCAUUUUGUCGUUACUUUUGUUCAUCUGGUACAAAGGACCUGUGAAUGAAAUCAUGGUUUAGUAACAUUCAUUAUUUACACCAUUUUAUCACUGUAGCACCUAGAGACAUAUUUCCGAUGUUUUGUGCCAAGAUCAAAAAACAUUUCAGAAUGAGGUAAACAAACUUCACUCUCUUGAAAAAUUAGUUAUUGCUAGUACAUCAUUCAUUUUAUUGUUGUCACUUAUUUCAAUUUGUUAUAUAUAAUUAAUUAGUAUGUCAGAUUCCAUGAAUGGUGUUACGAAAAUUAGAGAAAUCUUUGAUUUUGGAUCCAACUCAAGAGGCAGUUAUUGGAGGACAUGUUUGCAGCUCUAUUCUAAACAUUUCUUCAAAGGGCUACAUUUCAGUCAAAAACUGAUAUACAACUUUUUCUUCUUCAAAUACACUUCAGUAUAUGUACAGUAAAACACACUUGAAUCAAAUCCAUUGGACGAGUCAAAUGUCCUGUUUGGUCCCGAUUUUUUCCCCUCUUUUUUUUCUAAGCAAAUUAAACAGAGAUCAUUUGAAAACUUUUGAGGCCAAUACUAUGGUCGUGUUGUAUAUAUUUUGUGGUCCAUCCCAUCAAUGUAGAAUAUUUAUGAGUACAUAUUUAUUGAGUUUUCUUUUUAAAAUAUUAUCUACAGACCUUAUUACUGUUAAGAAAAUAAAUGUGAGAACACUGUAUGUAUUACUUUAGAAAUCAGUUUCACAGAGUGAAGUGUAUGAGAGUGGAUGUCUAUCAACGUGUGUGCUGCAAUGACAGCUGUUUAUUUAAAUAAA
Molecule: messenger RNA, 2838 nt
Organism: Ylistrum balloti
Lineage: Eukaryota; Metazoa; Mollusca; Bivalvia; Pectinida; Pectinidae
Product: acyl-coenzyme A thioesterase 8-like
Exons: 5
Coding region: 7-927 (306 amino acids)
Biological process (GO): acyl-CoA metabolic process; fatty acid catabolic process
Cellular component (GO): peroxisomal matrix
Molecular function (GO): fatty acyl-CoA hydrolase activity
Source: RefSeq, a predicted model, not a curated record